AUGCCAUCCAACCAAUCGAACACUCCUUCGCCUCUGGGCCCCGAUGCAUCUGCGGCGCCCGGUGAGGUCGGCAACGAGGGCCGGGCACACUCGCCUAGACGCCAAGCAUCAAGAAGGCCCCAGAAUGAGGCGGUAUACUGGCAUAGGCGGAACCUAGCGGCCCGUCGCAGAGAGCAAGCUGCGACAGACCCAGGCCCGCCCUCUGGCGGUCUGGAGCUGGUCAACACUAUCGGCAGAGAGCCGGGCAAUGCUGGCCACCGGGAGGGUCGCCGUGGCUUCCCUGACACCACCCUCAGCUCCGUUGGUCCCGACAUCACCAUCAGCGCCGAUGAUCUCGACGUCAUCCUCGGCCCCGUUGGUCCCGAUACCGCCCACAGUGUCGUUGAUCCUGCCACCACUCCCAGCUUCAUUGAUCCCAAUACCAUCCCCAGUCUUUCUGGCCCCAAUACCACCUCCAGUGUUGUCGGCCGCGACACCAUUCGCAUGGCUGUUGGCCGCAAUACCACUCUCACUGCUGUUGGCCCUGAUACUACACCCAGUGUUGUCGGCCGCGAUACCACUCUCAGUCAUGUUGGCCGCAAUGUCACUCUCACUGCUGUUGGUCGCGGUAUCACAUCUAGUGCCAUUGGUCCCGAUAGCACUCCCACUGUCAUUGCCCCCAACACCACUCUCAGUCGCAGCCAGAGGGCCAGACGGACAAACCCCGGCCCAGCUCGCCGACUCUACACUGAGGUCGAGCAGCCUGAUCCCUCUGAGCCUCAGAUGAUGCAUCGGCCGUUGGUGCGUCGGCAAGGGCAGAACGGAACCCGCUACUACACGCCGAGUCGUGGCGAGGAUGCAACGAUCGCGACGUUCUUGAGAAACAACCCGCUUCCCACUCGAGGCAGGUCGCGGUCUCGCCGUCCAACAAUCAGCGAGACCAACGCGUCACGUCGGGAUGUGGAGGAGGGCGGCACUGUUGCUCCCGUCGCCAUUCCUACAGAGGCAUCUGGCCCAGCUGCGGCCCAGCAAGAUGGAGAUAGCCAUCCUCGCCCCGUCGGCGAUGUGGUACUCACAAACCACAUCGGACACAGCCCUCCCGCCAGUGACUCUGAGGAGGACUGGGAGACGGUGUCUCCGGACGACAUCACCAACGGCGUUCAGAGCGGCGUGGCUGUUGUCACGUCGGAGAAUGGCUCCAUCGGGGACUCGCCCGCUUAUGGCCAUGCUGGAACUUUCGCUGGGAUUCCUCAGGAGGCGCUCAAGUUCGUCAUCUCCACAACACUGAAGUUCAUCAUCUCCGCAACAGAGCCUGCCCUUCUGCUUAGUGUCGAGGAGCUUUGGGACCACUACGACGGAGCGAGCAGUCCCCACCCUCAAGACACUGGAGCUGUUGGACAAGUCAGGAUCAAAGAAGUUGCCAUUCAUGACGACAUCACCGCGGACACUACUGUCGACGAAGCUGGUGCCGACAGAGCUGGUAUCGACAAAGCCGCCGUUGAUAAAGUUGUCGCCAAGCCCCAAGAGUCUGCCUCAGGUAGCAAGGAAGCUGAUGUCAGGCCUCGGGAGUCCGUUGUAAUCAAUAAAAACAUUGAUAUCAAUACUCAUGAGUCUGCCAUAGUCAAUACGAAAAUUGGUACCGAGUCUCAGAAGCCUGCUCCAGCCAGCAAGCAAUCCGCCGUCAAGCCCCAGGAGCCUGCUCCAACCGACAAGCAAGCUGCAGCCAAGACUCAUCAGUCUGCUAACAUCGAUCAGAACACUGAUGUCAAGACCCAUCAGCCUGCCAACAUCAAUCAGAAAGCCGACGUCAAGUCUCGAGAGCCUGUUCCAGCCAGCAAGGCUAGAACUCUCACAGGCGUCGAUAAGGCUAGCCCCAGCAGAGCUGCUGUCAAGCCGCAAGAGCUUACUCCCGUCAGCAAGACCAACGUUCCUGAUGUCGUUGGUCAGCCUGCCCAGAUGAAGCAUUCCAACUCGGCCCGCGAGAUUGAUGAUGCUGGAGCUGUCGAUGUGAUCUACGAGCGUCGAUCCGGUCACGCGCCCAGCACCAUCAGUGACUGCACGUCGUCCUAUCCACCGGUCGCGUUCACGUAUGACAUCGAGAAAGAUCCUCAUAUCAGGAUUAAGUUCGCGCAGAGCAAGACUCCUCGUGACACUCACACCUACGCUGCUCCUUGGCAAACGCCCAUGGACGGUCGCUCCCUGCGGAAGGGCGAUGCAGAGGCCUACCACUGGCGUGAGAAGGUACCCAACCUCUUCUAUGGCAGCCCGAACCUUGACGACGGACCUGAUGUGCAGAGGUUCACGGCUCUUGUACAGGAAAAGAGCGACUGCGAUGUCGAUCCGCAAGAUCUCGCCUUUCAGACUCCAUAUGUGACAAGGGACACUCUCCGCAACCCAGUUGACACUGUCAAGAUGCAGGAUUCCCGGCGAAAGCGCCUGCACAUCCAACUCAAGAAGAAGAGCACGGAUGCCGAGACCCGCAGUGCCAUGUCUCACGGUCCUUGCCCUCUGGCUCAUCUGGUCAGGGUUCCAGCCUUUGAGCCCGAUCUGACAUGCUAUCUACGACCCGCAAACGAGUCGGACCUGGAGGCCAUGCAGGCCAUGUACAACUACGAGGUCAACCAUGGCACGCAGUCCAGGGACGUGCAGGAGGUCACGGGCGAAAGCAUGACCGCCACACUAGAGAUGUGCCGGGCCUUGAGCCUGCCCUUCAUCGCCGUCAUCGCCGGCCUGGAGCAUGACGUCCGGGGCAACAAGAAGUUGGUGGCGGAGGGCCAGACACCGGAGCCAGAGAGGGGCACGGUGCUCGGCUUCGCCUUCCUGUGCAAUUACUUCCAUGGUUUCUGUGGCGCCGGCAACUCGACUGGCAACUCGGUCGUCCGCCUGAGCAUAGUCGUCCACCGGGCGCAUCGGCGCAAGUUCAUCGCCCAUGCGCUGAUGGACAAGCUGAUGCACCUGGUGUGCCCCGACUAUGACUACCAGGAAGCGGCGGCAUUUAUCGACCAUGACGGGAGCCCAGCUCACCGUGGCCCGGGCUUCGCGCCCCGUCAAUACCGGCAUAUCAUUGCCGAGGCCAUGGUGCAGCAGGGCGACCAACGGUCGCUAGAGGGCCUCCAGAAGAUGCUGGGGGACCGGUUCGGGUUCGCCCGGUGGACCGAGCUCAACCAGAGCCACGAGCACCAGGGCGCGCUCUACAACCUGGUCUCCUGGCGCCGGGAGGUCCGGCCGGUCGCCCCGGCCGCCCCGGCCCAGUAGGCGCCCGUCCUCCCCGCUCCCGGCUCCCCCCCUCCCCCCUCCCCCCUGUG
Messenger RNA from Gaeumannomyces tritici R3-111a-1, 3284 nucleotides. RefSeq lists its product as hypothetical. The coding region runs from base 1 to 3234 and encodes 1077 amino acids. NCBI's taxonomy places the organism in Eukaryota, Fungi, Ascomycota, Sordariomycetes, Magnaporthales, Magnaporthaceae. The record is from RefSeq and is a predicted model, not a curated record. The transcript has a single exon.